Molecule: messenger RNA, 759 nt
Organism: Sinocyclocheilus grahami
Lineage: Eukaryota; Metazoa; Chordata; Actinopteri; Cypriniformes; Cyprinidae
Gene: neurog1
Product: neurogenin 1
Exons: 2
Coding region: 133-759 (208 amino acids)
Biological process (GO): forebrain development; axon development; positive regulation of transcription by RNA polymerase II
Cellular component (GO): nucleus
Molecular function (GO): DNA-binding transcription factor activity, RNA polymerase II-specific; E-box binding; protein dimerization activity
Source: RefSeq, a predicted model, not a curated record
GCUCGCACGAGCUGAUUGAGGGGUAAGAACAAGACAGACGCGUGCCUUAAACUUCAACACAAACUAUCUGCAGGACUCUGCAAGACCUCAAACACCCAGUUUCAUCUCCCAGCCCACAUAAGGUUACCAAUAAUGGAGACUGUCUACUCCGACAUGGACACCUCAAGCUGCGACUACUCCUUUACGCACACGGAUGAUGAGGACUCACGCAGCAGCCUCCACUCCGCGUCCCCCGCGUCCUCCUGCGGCAAGCCGUCUGCGUCUCCAGCCGAGCUCCAGCAGAAAAAGAGGCGCAGGGGGCGCGCCAGGAACGAAGCCACCGUGCAUGUCGUGAAGAAGAACCGCCGGGUGAAGGCCAACGACCGCGAGAGGAACAGAAUGCACAACCUCAACGACGCCUUGGAUGCUUUGAGAAGCGUGCUGCCUGCCUUUCCCGACGACACGAAGCUGACCAAAAUCGAGACUCUGCGCUUCGCUCACAACUACAUCUGGGCGCUUUCCGAGACCAUCCGGAUCGCAGACCAGCGGCAGAGCAAACCCAGAGACCCCGCGCUGCUGCUCCCAGGACUAAGCUGCAUGGGAGAUGCGCCCAGCCCCGGCGGUGACUCUUGCUCCUGGCCAUCCGGCACAUCCUCCUCGUCUUCAUCCCCGUCUUACUGCAAUUCAGACACGGGCAGCCCCGCAGCCAUGGACGAUUUUGGAUACCUGCAGACCGAUGUAGUUUACAGCUACCACAACUUCGUGCCUAGCAUCUAUUAA